CGUACAAACACUGAACACGGAACAUACAAACACUGAACACAGCGCUGCUCGUCCGCUAUGCAUCGCUCAAUCGCCAGGCUCGUCUUGCUCCUUGCCAUUGCCGCCGUGUCCUGCGGCUUCUUCGUCGUUGCCCAUGCGAGCUGCUGGCCGCACGAGAGGGACGCGUUGCUGGCCUUCAAACAAGGCAUCAACGACACCAACGACGUCCUAGCCUCGUGGCAAAAACGGCAUCAUGACUGCUGCCAACGCUGGACAGGCGUCACCUGCAGCAACGAAACCGGCCAUGUGACCGAGCUCGACCUUGGUGAAACGGGUUUGGUCGGCCAGAUAAGUCCUUCCUUGCUUUCUCUCCAGCAUCUCGAGUACCUGGAUCUCAGUUUGACAUACCUGCAUGGCCCUAGUGGUCAUGUUUUCCCUGAAUUCCUGUGUUCUUUACACAACUUGAGACAUCUCGAUCUCUCCUACACAUCAUUCUCUGGUAGAGUGCCUCCUCAGCUAGGCAACCUUUCAAAGCUGGAGUACCUGGAUCUCGCCUGGACAUCCCUGCAUGGACUUAAUGGUCGUGUUUUCCCUGAAUUCUUGUGUUCUUUACACAACUUGAGACAUCUCGAUCUCUCGAACACACUCUUUUCUGGUAGAGUGCCUCCUCAGCUUCCCAACCUUUCAAAGUUGGACUACCUUGACCUCUCCGGCGUGCUAUUGUCCGGUAUACUGCCUCCUCAGCUUGCCAACCUUUCAAAGUUGGACUACCUUGACCUCUCAGGCACGCUAUUGUCCGGUAUACUGCCGCCUCAGCUCGGAAACCUUUCAAACUUGCGACACCUUGGCCUCAGUUUCAUGGAAAAUAUACACACAGCGGAUAUCUCAUGGUUAACGCAUCUGCAUAUCCUGGAAUAUGUUGAUUUGAGUGACAUAAAUCUCAGCGCCGUCGAUGUGUUCCUUGUGGCAAACACAAUUCCAACUCUAAAGGCCCUUAUUCUUGCCAACUGCUCACUUCCAAAUGCAAACCAGACGCUCACACACCUAAACCUCACAAAACUUGAGAACCUUGAUCUCUCCAGAAACAAUUUGGGCCAUCCAAUUGAAACCUGCUGGUUUUGGAACUUAAAAUGCAUCAAGGACCUAGCACUAGUUUCGACCUAUCUCUAUGGCCCAUUCCCUGAUGCGCUAGGAGGUAUGACAACCCUCCAAAGCCUAGAGUUCACCAAUAAUGGUAAUUCUGCCACAAUGACGGUAGACUUAAAAAAUCUCUGUGAUCUAGAAUCCCUAUGGCUUGAUGGUGGCCUCGCGCUUGGGAACAUAACAGAAUUUGUAAGGAAGCUGCCACAAUGUUCGUCGAGCAAAUUGUUCUUCCUGAGUUCGUCUGACAACAACAUGACAGGAACAUUGCCAGAUAUGGUGGGGCACUUGACCAGCUUAAAAUAUCUUCUCCUUUCUAAUAACAGCAUUACUGGAGCCAUACCAUCUGGGUUAAGAAAACUUACUAGUUUGGACACGCUAAAUCUCAAUUUGAACCAACUAACUGGCCAGAUACCAAUGUUACCAAGAAGCCUCACCGAACUGGCCAUCUCUAUGAACUCCUUGUCAGGACCUUUGCCAUUAGAUUUUGGAGGUCCAAAUCUUAUACAACUAAGUCUGUCCUCCAAUUACCUUACUGGUCAUGUUCCUAAGGCUAUAUGUGAAUCGAAACACAUGGCUAUAUUGGAUUUAUCCAAUAACCUUUUUGAGGGAGAAUUCCCGCGUUGUUCUGCAAUGAGCAUUGCAUUUCUACUCUUAAGUAACAAUAACUUCUCCGGAAAUUUUCCAUCUUGGCUCAAGGCCAGCUAUUUUUUGAUUUUCCUUGAUCUUGGGGUGAACAAGUUCUACGGAAUGCUACCUGCGUGGAUUGGACAAUUGGUGAACUUGCGAUUCCUGCAGCUAAACCAUAACAUGUUUUACGGGGAUAUUCCAGUCAACAUCACAAAUCUUAAACUACUUCAAUACUUCAGUUUAGCGAGCAACAAUAUAUCAGGAUCAAUUCCGUUGUCCUUGUCCAAAUUAACAGCAAUGACCCUAGACCAUCCGCCGAGAGUGGGGUCUAAUUGGUUAGAAGAGGAAACAAGUAAGGGUAUUUUAUCUGUGGUGAUGAAGCAGCAGGAGCUUAAAUAUGGCACGUCUGCAUUGAACGAGAUGGUCAGCAUUGACUUGUCACUCAACCGCUUAACUAGUGAAAUUCCAAAUGAGAUAGGUUCUCUUAAUGGAUUGUUGAAUUUGAAUCUAUCGAGGAAUCUCCUGAGCGGGAAAAUUUCUAUGAAGAUUGGGUCUAUGAAAUCACUAGAAUCGCUGGACCUCUCAAGGAACAACCUCUCCGGUGAAACCCCAUCAAGCUUGUCAGAUUUGACGUUUCUAAGCUCCUUGGACUUGUCAUACAAUAGUCUUGCGGGAAGAAUUCCGACAGGAGGUCAACUUGACACCCUCUACAAUGAGAACCCGUUCAUGUACAGUGGCAAUAGCGGUCUUUGCGGGCCUCCUCUUGAAAAGAGUUGCCCAGGCAACGAUGCACCUGAGCAUGGUAAUCAGCAUCAGGGAAGUGAAAAUGGUUAUGAUCCAGUGUUGUUCUUCUACUUUGGGCUAACAGCUGGCUUUUUGGCGGGACUCUGGAUUGUUUUCUGUGCUCUACUGUUUAAAAGAUCUUGGAGGAAUGCUUAUUUCCGCCUCUUCGAUAAGCUAUAUGACAAUGUGUAUGUGUUCUCCGUUGUUACUUGGGGAAGGAUAGGCAGUAAGGCAACUGCAAGUUAACUGGUGUGCCAAAUCAAAUAAGGCCAACCUGGUCUGGUAUCAUUGUACUAUUGAAGUAUAUGAAGUAAACGAUGUAACCGAACUUUGAUUUUUAGCAGCAAGUUUCAGACGCACUCUUUUCCUUACCAGGGUACCUAAGGGGACUGGAAGGUUUUUAAUGAGGCGGCUUGCGUGCUUAAUAUAUUAUGUGUUUACCUAAAAAAAAAAAUAGUAGUUUGUAUAAGCAUUUGUGUAAUACGAACUUUUUUAUGUAUGUA
Molecule: messenger RNA, 3035 nt
Organism: Lolium perenne
Lineage: Eukaryota; Viridiplantae; Streptophyta; Magnoliopsida; Poales; Poaceae
Molecular function (GO): protein binding
Source: RefSeq, a predicted model, not a curated record